GCCAUUUAAUCCUUAAACAUAUUUUGAGGUUCGAAAAAACUUUAUAAGUAUUAAGGCCUCGUAAUGAGCGGGUCUUCGAAGUUCAGCGGAGUGGACGUCUUUUGAUGGAGUUGAGUCCCGCUGACUCUGCUGACUGUUCGGUCCUGCAGAAUAAGGAAAAUAAUGUGUGCAGUGAGCCAACAACAGACUGCUUGAAUAGCAAGAUUGUUAAACAAUGUGAAUUUUAUUUCUCGGAUGCAAAUAUUCUGAAAGAUCAAUAUCUUCUAAAUUUAGUCAAGUCAUCCAAAGAGGGAUGGGUGAAUCUUUCUGUAAUUGCGAAUUUUAAAAAGAUUCAAUCUUUGUCAACGGACCUGGACGUUGUUCGACAGUCACUAACAGCCUCAACUAAACUUGAAUUAUCAGAAGAUGGGACAACAAUUCGGCGCGUUGACCCCUUACCCACAUGGGAUAGGUCCGUUUACUUCCGUACCAUCAUAUUGUCAGACUUUCCAGAAAAUUCAGAUGUUACUGUAGAAAGUAUUCAACAGUUCUUCACGGUAAAUGGCCAUCCUCCAUCUUUAGUUCGUGUUUUGUUUCCAAAUCGCAAGAUACCGUCUGAUCUUAAACGUUCACAAAUAUUGCACAAGCAACUGGGUGUUAAGGUGUGCGCCGUUGUCGAAUUCCCCAGUCAACCUGAUGCAUUAGAAGCAAUUAAUUUAUCUCUCUCUCAGUGGGGGAACAUUUAUGCAUAUCUAUUGUGUCAUGGCAAUAAAAAACUGAUUAAAAACCAGCCUAAACAAAAGACAAUUCCGAAUACCACUAAUUCCAAAGAUGUUGCUGAUAACAAAGCUGACCCCACUCAUAAACCAAUUCUACGAUGUCUGGAUCGUCUUGGCAACAAUACUGUUCAUGUGUCUCAUGUCCGAGAGCCAAUAGGUCCACCAACUGAAGAAAGUACUGGUUUUUUCCCUGGUUGGCGUGAACUACUCCGGUUACAGCGAAUGCUGAUUCGUGACGGGGCCGAGGUAAAUAAAUCCUCAGGAACGGAACUUCAGUCACUGGACAGUGCGAUUGUUUGUAUAGACUCUGGUACGAUCUGCGCUUCUUAAAAACCACCAGUCACACUUUACAGAAGUAUGCCGUUCCUGUUUUUAGUGAUAACAGCAUCCUCUAUGGUCAUUCAUAAUUCAUCUGAACCCUUAAUUUUCCGUUUUUGCGACAUAUACGCCUGAUUCAGAACAAAAUACAGUCCAUUUUCCUAACAAUUCGGUGACACAUUCCUAUUUUGCGAGAGAUUUUUCUGUAGUUAAACAGACAAACUAUAUUUUUCAUCCAGCUAUUUCAGAGUACUUGUUUCAAUUCCUUUGAUGAAAUUUUGCCUGUAAUCCAACCAAUAUAUGCCUCUUCACAAGUAAUAUGACAAUUGAGAUGAAUUAUAAUUAUGUAAAGUAUGAUUGCUAUAAAAACUGCUCAUAAAGACUUUAGAGAUAUCUUCCACUGCCUGAUUUUGAUAUAUUGUUAUUUUUCCAAAAUCAGUUAUUAAGCAUGAGUUGUAUUAUUAUUCGGAUUUGGACGAC
Schistosoma turkestanicum is the source of this 1556-nucleotide messenger RNA. The record is from the annotation of a GenBank genome assembly. Lineage: Eukaryota; Metazoa; Platyhelminthes; Trematoda; Strigeidida; Schistosomatidae.